AUGUCCACCCUGACGAUGUCGUCCCUAGCACCGCCUGAGCCCUCAAAACUCCAGCAGAAGAUAGGGUUGAAUGUCAGAGGUGAGAGCGAAUGGCUUGGUCGACGCGCGGCCUCCUCACGAGUCGAUAGCCUCAAUCGCACUCUGAAAGUCGACGGAAAAUUCUAUGCCGUCAUGACGAUCGGCGGGGAGAGGAAAGAGACGAAGGUCGCUCGCCGGAGCAGCACCCCAGCCUGGAACCAACUUUUCUCCUUUAAUGCCCAUCCAAAUUCGACUCUCAGAAUCGACAUCUUUGCUCGUCGCAAAAUGCGCAAGGAUCUGCACAUCGGCUCCAUCUCGGAAUUAUUAUCGGCUUUACAUCCUUCGAUACUCGAAGGCAGCCCACAAGACGUGACCAAGACCAUCUCAGGAGAAUCUGGUGCCCGUAUUGUCUUACGCAUCGGAAUCGAAGUACAAGAUAAAAGUAUAAAGGAACAGCAUCCCAUUGAGAACCUACCGGCACCAGAAACCGUGCAGGAAAUAUAUACAGAUGCGAUCCCAGAGACGUUGGAUGUCAACUUCGCGGACCUCGAGCAUAAUGUAUCUCAGAUGCACUCGCUUUCACGACCUGUCAGCACCGUCGUCAAUGGCGCAAGCUCUAUGCCUUCGGAGAAUAGCGAUUUUCUCACGACAUGGAAGCCUUUCUUCGAUAACAUCAAGAUCUUUUGCGAGUUCACGGACAAGCUCGCAGAAGUACAUCCGUACGCCAAGAUGGCCAUGAGCAUCCUGUCAUUACCCGUAAAGAGCUUGUUGGUUGCAAAGAUCGUCCAGAAACAGAUGGACCGAGACACCAACAUUUUGAAACUGUUCAAUACAAUGAAAUCAUUCUACAGUAUUGUGAAUGAUUUGAAGACGGAAUUCGAGGCCAAGCCCGAGAAGGCCGGAUUGCUACAAGACCUAUUCAUCCGGAUUGCUCGACAGACCACGGAGUGCUACUACUUCAUAUCUGAGUAUGUGAAGACCGAGGGCUUCUUGAGGCGAACAGUCAAGCAUGCACUUUCAUCGACGGAUGAUACAAUCAACGAAUUCUGUGAGGUGUUCGUUGAGCUCGAGCAUGCAUUCCAUACUGGAGUGGCGGUUCAAACUCAGAUUGUCACUGUACGUAUUCUCGACAAAGUGGACCAUAUUCUCGACGGAGUAGAGCAUAUCCUGAGUGAUACGGAGGAAAUCAUGAUCGAAACUGACUUGAAGGAAAUCGGAUACACGAGCGGGGCCAGCUUCGGUCCGAACAAGGGGUGUCAGCCAGGAACUCGCGUGGCGAUUUUGGACGAGAUCGCAGAUUGGAUCAAUUCGGACGACACUCACCGCGUUCUCCUGCUUUCGGGCGCCGCAGGGACCGGGAAAUCAGCCAUUGCACACACCAUCGCUCAGCAGUUCAACGACCUUCAUCGUCUUGGAUCAUCCUUUUGCUUCAUCCGUGGUGAGGCUGGGCGCGGUCCUGACAAGCUGUUUCCCCAUAUGGCUCGCGAUCUGGCCGACUUUGACAAGCGCAUAAAACGCGCGCUGUGGGGCAUUGUCCAGUAUCAAACGGCACUCCGGACCACGUCGCAGAUUGCUCUGCAGUUCGACAACUUUAUACUGAAGCCACUACAGGAACUCACACUCACAGGUCCCCUUGUCAUAGUCAUCGAUGCUUUGGAUGAAUGUGGCGAUGUUCCAUCUCGCCAAGGGCUUCUUGAGCUACUCGUGAGCAAGAUGGCAGAUCUCCCUUCCAGUGUCCGCAUCCUCCUCACCUCCCGUCCUGAGGCAGAUGUCGAGCGUCUGUUCAAACCGAAUGCCCACAUGAUUCUGAAGAGAAUGCAGGAUAUCUCCCCUCAGUUGACUGAGCUCGAUAUCACAGCAUACAUUCACAAUCGUCUGAGCGGUCCCAGUUACAGUGUUAUUGAUGAUGCACGCAAAAGCGCGCUUGUGUCCAGAUGCGAGGGACUAUUUCAGUGGGCAUCCGUUGCCUGCACAUUUAUCAUAGGUCUGGGCAUCACUGGAUUGGAGCCCUUGGAUCGAUACAACCUCCUGAUAGAGGGCAAGGUCCAUGAAACGGCAGGCUUAGACGGUCUAUACACCACCGUGUUAUCCUAUCUGUUUCCGAUUCAGAGAUCUGCCGCAUUGGAUGAAUCAAUCAUGGACGGCUUCCGAUUCAUCAUGGCGCUGGUGUUGACGACAUUCGAGCCUGUCUCAGUCAAAUCGCUCAGUGAGAUGUCUCGUAACGUCGAGGAUGGGAUUAUCAGCUUGCGACCGGAAAGUAUCUUGGGGGGUAUGGGGUCUGUGCUGCGAGGCGUUGCGGAGGAAGAACCGAUUCGUCCAUUGCAUACCUCGUUCCGUGAUUUCUUGUUGGAUCCCUCACGCAGUGGAAGAUAUCAUGUUGACACAUCCCGAACUCACCGAGACUUGACCCUCGCUUCGCUGCAUAUCAUGGAGAAACAAUUGGCGUUCAAUAUCUGCCAUCUGGAAUCCUCGUAUUUGUUGAACAGGCACAUCCCCGACCUUGCCGACCGCGUUCGAGAAUCAAUACCCGCACAUCUUUCCUAUUCGUGCCGGUUCUGGGAAAGUCACUUGCAAGCUAUAGGAGCAGGUGUCGCAUCCGAACUCAAGGUGCUGAAAGGCAUUGAAGUGCUUCUCAAGGAAAAAUUACUGUUCUGGCUCGAGGUGAUGAGUCUCCUCGGUGCAGUAUCUGGGGCAGCGCGAGCCGUUGCCUCAAUAGUAAAAUGGGCAUCGGGUCUGCAUACAAGUCAAAUAAGAAAAUUGGCAACUGACGCGCAAGCCUUCAUAAACAUGUUCGGGUUCCCCAUAUCACAGUCUACUCCCCACAUCUACUUAUCCGCCUUGGCAUUCUCUCCACAAAGCUCCGAUGUGUUCAAAAGGUUUUGGAAAGAAUUUCCUCAGGUGCUGAAGGUCGAGGUUGGGGCGGAUAACCAUUGGCCAGCAGCACAACAUAGCAUCCAUGCAGGCUCUGCAGUCAGUUGUGUGGCAAUUUCUUCCAACGGGUCGUGGAUCGUGUCAAGUUUGAAUGACUACACAAUCCGGGUGUGGGAUGUGUCGACGGGUGAUGCGGUGGGUGACCCUUUCAAGGGUCGCGCAGAUCAGAUACUUUCUGUUGCUAUCUCGCCAGAUGGGAAGUGGAUUGUGUCAGGCUCGCUCAGCAGGGAAAUCCGGGUCUGGGAUACCGCAACGCGUGCAGCUAGUGGAGACCCCCUCAAUGGACACACAUAUUGGGUCCGCUCUGUUGCCUUCUCGAAAGACGGCAAGUGGAUCGUGUCAGGCUCGGACGACAAUACAAUCCGGGUAUGGGAUACAGUGACGCAUGCUGCAGUGGGCGGCCCUCUUGAGGGACACACAGACUCGGUUUUAUCUGUUGCAUUCUCACCAGACGCGUCGCAGAUCGUGUCAGGCUCGAAAGACAACACAAUUCGGGUAUGGGAUGUGGCAACGUGUACCACUGUGGGUGACCUUCUCAGGGGACACACGAAUAGGGUCACUUCUGUUGCUUUCUCGCCAGAAGGGUCGUGGAUCGUGUCAGGAUCGGGUGACCACACAAUCCGGGUCUGGGAUGCGAAAACGCAUGCUGCUAUGGGCGAGCCUCUCAGGGGGCACACAAAUUUGGUUAGUUCUGUUGCAUUCUCUCCAGACGGGUCGCAGAUUGUGUCAGGCUCAUAUGACUGCACAAUCCGGGUCUGGGAUGUGACAACGCAUGCUGCAGUGGGUGACCCUCUUAAGGGACACUCACUAAGCAUCUCCUCUGUUGCUUUCUUCCCAGACGGGUCGCGGAUUGUGUCAGGCUCAAAUGACUGCACAAUCCGGGUGUGGGAUUCUACCAUGCAUUCUUCUGUGGGAAACCUUCUCGAGGGACACGCAAGUUCAGUCCAUUCUGUUGCAUUCUCGUCAGACGGGAAAUGGAUCGUGUCAGGCUCGGGAGACAGGACAAUCCGAGUCUGGGAUGCGACAACGCAUGCUGCAGUGGGUAGCCCUCUCGAGGGACACGCAAGUUCAGUCCAUUCUGUUGCAUUCUCGUCAGACGGGAAAUGGAUCGUGUCAGGCUCGGGAGACAGGACAAUCCGAGUCUGGGACGCGACAACGCAUGCUGCAGUGGGUGACCCUCUUAAGGGACAUUCAAAAGGUGUUACCUCUGUUGCAUUCUCGUCAGACGGGAAAUGGAUCGUGUCAGGCUCGGGAGACAGGACAAUCCGAGUCUGGGAUGCGACAACGCAUGCUGCAGUGGGUGACCCUCUUAAGGGACAUUCAAAAGGUGUUACCUCUGUUGCAUUCUCGUCAGACGGGAAAUGGAUCGUGUCAGGCUCGGACGACUACACAAUCCGAGUGUGGGAUACGAUGACGCAUGCUGCUGUGGGCGACCCUCUCAAGGGAUACACAGGUGAGGUAUAUUCUGUUGUUUUCUCGCCAGACGGGAAGUGGAUUGUGUCAGGCUCGAGCGACGGCGCAAUCCGGGUCUGGGAUACCGCAACACAUGCUGCAUUGGGUGGCCCUUUCGAGGAACAUGGAGGUCCAGUUCAUUCUGUUGCGUUCUCGCCAGACGGGUCGCGGAUUGUGUCAGGAUCAGAUGACCGCACAAUCCGGGUCUGGGAUGCGAAAACGCAUGCUGCAGUGGGUGACCCUCUUACGGGACACUCACUAAGCAUCUCCUCUGUUGCUUUCUCGCCAGAUGGGUCGCGGAUCGUGUCAGGCUCGGGCGACUACACAAUCCGGGUGUGGGAUGCGCCCUGCAUUCAAGAUGUCUCGACCAAUGUGGUCCAUGGCCCAGAAAUGACGCCGCGCUCAGCCCCCAGCAACACGCCUCCCAUAUAUCUAUCUGAACUUCCAUCCGUGUAUCCUACCUUCAUUCUCAUAUCACAUCUUCCGGAACACACAAUGCGCAAAGAUGGCCUCUAUAGCUCUACGCCACAACCUGCAUGGAACUAUCGUCCAUAUAGACACAUCAACAGCGACGGUUGGAUAGUGGGUCCAGAAUCAGAACUAGUAUUCUGGGUGCCCGCCGCGUACCGCGAUAGAUUAUGGCCUGAUCCAAGGCUUCAAUUUGCCAUUGGAAAGCAGCUCAUACAACUAGACCUUAGUCAAUUUGUUCAUGAGCCGAAGAAUGCGCAGGAGGGGUCGAAAUCUUGGAGUGCCCACCAAUUCGUCGAGAAGAAGAGGGAGGCCUGCCAACGAGCACUCCUUGCAUUUAUCAGCGCGCAUUUAGAGAGCCGACGUCUGGCAGUCGUGCCCUAUGGCAGAUUGGAAUGA
Heterobasidion irregulare TC 32-1 is the source of this 5268-nucleotide messenger RNA. RefSeq lists its product as uncharacterized. The coding region runs from base 1 to 5268 and encodes 1755 amino acids. The record is from RefSeq and is a predicted model, not a curated record. The transcript has 12 exons. Gene Ontology annotation, molecular function: ATP hydrolysis activity; protein binding. NCBI's taxonomy places the organism in Eukaryota, Fungi, Basidiomycota, Agaricomycetes, Russulales, Bondarzewiaceae.